AUGACUCUCCUUGCAUUAAAAGAAGAUCGGCCUACGCCCAAGGCCGUCUACAACUGGCGGGUGUAUGCCUGCGCUGCCACAGCAUCCUUUGCAGCAUGCAUGAUUGGAUACGACUCUGCCUUCAUCGGCACCACUCUUGCUCUCCCUUCCUUCGAGGCAGAGUUCAACUUUGCGCAAUACACCCCAGCCCAUCUCACACUAGUCCAGCAAAACAUCGUGUCCGUAUAUCAAGCCGGAGCCUUCUUCGGAAGCUUGGCGGCCUACGUCUCCAGCUACUUUCUUGGACGUAGGAAAUCCCUUCUCGCGUUUGCUGCUCUCUUCAUGAUUGGAGCGGGCAUGAUGCUGGGUGCCAAUGGCAGUCGUGGCCUUGGUCUCAUCAUCGGCGGCCGCGUUGUAGCUGGCUUCGGAGUGGGAGGAUGCUCCAACAUGACACCGAUAUACAUCUCUGAGCUUGCGCCGCCAGCAGUGCGUGGACGUCUCGUGGGCCUCUACGAACUCGGGUGGCAAAUUGGUGGGCUUGUUGGGUUUUGGAUCACAUAUGGCGUCAACACAACCAUGGCACCUAGCAACACCCAGUGGCUAAUACCUUUUGCCGUCCAAUUGAUCCCCGGAGGACUGCUGCUGAUUGGUGCCAUAUUCAUCCCGGAAUCUCCACGCUGGCUCUUCUUGAAGAGCAAGCGAGAGGAGGCUCUGAAGAUUCUCUGCUGGAUGAGGCAGCUCGACCGCGAAGACAAGUAUAUCGUGGAAGAAGUAGGUUUCAUCGACGAAGAACUGGAACGGUACCGCCGAGACGUCGGUGCUGGUUUCUGGAAGCCAUUCCUGGCUUUGAAAGAGCGCAAGAUUCAAUGGAGAUUCUUGCUUGGCGCCCUUUUAUUCAUUUUCCAGAAUGGCUCCGGUAUCAACGCAAUCAAUUACUACAGUCCAACUGUCUUCAAGAGCAUCGGCAUCACAGGAACAAACACAGGCUUUCUUACGACAGGAAUAUUUGGAGUUGUUAAAACGGUUUUAACGAUCGUGUGGCUUCUUUUCCUGAUUGAUCGUAUGGGUCGGCGCAAUCUUCUGAUGAUUGGUGCCAUCGGCGGCUCGCUCUGCAUGUGGUUCAUUGGAGCAUAUAUAAAAGUCGCCGACCCUGCCUCCAAGGUGGGUGGUAAUACCACACUAUCCUCUGGAGGCAUAGCAGCCAUUUUCUUCUUCUAUCUAUGGACGGCAUUCUACACGCCUUCCUGGAACGGAACGCCUUGGGUCAUCAAUUCCGAAAUGUUUGACCAAAACACGCGGUCUCUUGGUCAAGCCAACGCAGCGGCCAAUAACUGGUUCUGGAACUUUAUAAUUGCGAGAUUCACCCAGCAAAUGUUUGAGGCGUGGGGAUACGGGGUAUACUUUUUCUUUGCUUCUCUCAUGAUAAUUUCUGUUGUCUUUGUAUUUUUCUGUAUCCCAGAGACGAAGGCGCUGCCGCUUGAGGCCAUGGAUCGGCUUUUCAAGAUCAAGCCGACCUGGAAGGCAAACAAAAUUCUGCUGGAGGAGCUUCGAGCUGAGAAUGAGGAUUUUGCGCAAAACACGCGAGGGAUUAAUUGGGACAGCGAGAAGGAUUUCGCAACUGAGCAGGUGGAGGGUGAGACGACGAACGUGUAA
Messenger RNA from Trichoderma atroviride IMI 206040, 1632 nucleotides. RefSeq lists its product as uncharacterized. The record is from RefSeq and is a predicted model, not a curated record. Gene Ontology annotation, cellular component: membrane. Gene Ontology annotation, biological process: transmembrane transport; carbohydrate transport. Gene Ontology annotation, molecular function: carbohydrate:proton symporter activity. NCBI's taxonomy places the organism in Eukaryota, Fungi, Ascomycota, Sordariomycetes, Hypocreales, Hypocreaceae.